Molecule: messenger RNA, 1863 nt
Organism: Ambispora leptoticha
Lineage: Eukaryota; Fungi; Glomeromycota; Glomeromycetes; Archaeosporales; Ambisporaceae
Source: the annotation of a GenBank genome assembly
AUGAAACGCAGUAGCGAUUACGGUAAUCAACACGAAAAUAUCAAGAAGCCACGGUUCGGACAAAGCUACAAUAGCUACGCGUUGGCCAAUAGUGGUAUGCGAAGUGAACUUGGUCAAGCGACUGCAUCGGGCGAUCUGUAUAGUCAUCAAUUUCCUCCUGUAGGUCCCUCGGCAAUGAUGAUGGCUGCUAAUCAUUCUUAUACGCAAAGUGCUGCCGGUUUUCAUCCCGCGCAAAGUGGAUUUGCUGGAAUGGGUGGAUAUCAUCAAGGCGCAUCACAAUACGCAGCUGGUAUGAGCCAGUAUAAUCCUGGUGUUAGUAAUAUGGUUCCGCAAUUCUCUGGCGCGUUCUCUAGUGCACAGUUUCCCAGUGCAUAUCCACAAGCUGCGGCAGCCGCUGCACUUUCCUCGGUUACUAACUCCACGGGACGGACUGUCUAUCUUGGAAAUAUACCAACAGAUGUACCGGCCGAUGAGAUUUUGAAUCAAGUAAAAGUCGGCCCUAUAGAAUCAGUUCGUAUACUUCCCGAAAAAAAUUGCGCAUUCAUUUCUUUCAUGGAUGGUACUGCAGCUGCAGCAUUCUAUCACGAUGCCUCGACGAGAAAGUUGAUGAUUCAUGGCCAAGAACUAAAAGUUGGCUGGGGAAAACCUUCUCCCGUUCCACCGAAUGUGCAAGUCGCUGUAAGUACUCAAAAUGCAUCACGUAACGUGUAUUUGGGAAAUCUGGAUGAUUCAAUCACUGAACAAGUAUUGCGGGAUGAUUUGGGAAAAUUUGGUACUAUUGAAACGGUAAAAAUUGUGCGAGAGAAAAACAUCGGAUUUGUUCAUUUUUUGACUAUUACUAGUGCCAUCAAGGCUGUCCAGACAUUACCACAAGAAUCCAAGUAUGCAAACAAAAAGGUUAACUACGGAAAAGAUAGAUGUGCCGUUAGACCAACAUCAGGAAAUGGAACUACAUCUCAGUUCACUUUUACUCCUAGUGGCACAAUUGGAUUUCAAACAUUCGGUAAUGCUGGUGCAAUGGGAUUUGCUGCUUUUGAUCCAUACCAAGUUGUAGCUGCGGCUGCAAGCACUCAUCUUGAAAAUGGAAGUGAACUACGUAGUCCUACCAGUCCACUGUUUUCAUCGGCAUCUUCCGCGGCAGGAAGUACAACUUCCGGAUCACAAGUUGGUAACCGUACUAUAUACCUUGGAAAUAUUCAUCAAGAUACCACUUGUGAAGAGAUCUGUAAUGUCAUUCGCGGUGGAAUUCUUCACCAGAUCCGUUAUAUGGCCGACAAACAUAUCGCCUUUGUCACCUUUGUUGACCCAACAGCCGCCAAUAACUUUAUGUUCUUAGCACAGCAUCAAGGAGUUGUGAUCAAGAAUCGACGCCUCAAAGUAGGAUGGGGAAAAAAUUCUGGCCCGUUACCUGGAAAUAUUCAAUUGGCUGUCAACACACAAAAUGCAUCACGUAAUGUGUAUGUCGGGUCGUUGGAUGAUUCUAUUACUGAAGAGAAAUUGCGACGCGACUUCUCCGAAUUUGGAGAAAUCGAACUAGUGAAUAUCCUCAAGGAGAAAAGUUGUGGCUUUGUCAAUUUCACUUCGAUAGUGUAUGCCAUUAAAGCUAUAGAAGGAAUCAAAGCAAAAGAAGAGUACAGAAAAUUCCGUAUUAAUUAUGGAAAAGAUCGAUGUGGCAAUGCGCCAAGAGGUCUCACUUCUAGUGGUUCAACCGGCAGUGCAAGUAAAACCAGUAAAGGACGUAAUACCGGGGAAUCUGAUGCCAGGAUACUUCACCAGGGUGACACCGAAGAAUCCGAAAUUGAAAAUGUUGAAGCGACGGAUGACGUAAAUGAAAUCGAUGACGAUUUCGCUAAUUUGGAGUAG